Molecule: messenger RNA, 954 nt
Organism: Eimeria necatrix
Lineage: Eukaryota; Apicomplexa; Conoidasida; Eucoccidiorida; Eimeriidae
Exons: 2
Coding region: 1-954 (317 amino acids)
Source: RefSeq, a predicted model, not a curated record
AUGCUGCAGCACUGGCGAAGCAGCAUAAGGAUUUUCCAGUUUGCUUCUCUACGUUGUGCUGCUGCUGCUGCUGCAGCAGGAGCCCGGAAGCAGCAGCAGAGCUGCGGGCGAGGGGGCGCCACUGCUGCUGCUGCAGCAGCAGCCAGCAACACGGCAGCAACGGCAGCACCUGUGCUGCUGCUGCAGCAGCAGCAGCCAACAACACGGCAGCAGCAGCAGCAACGGUGCUGCUGCUGCUGCCACUGCUGCUGCAGCAGCUCGCUUCGGGCUCUCUUGCGGACAGCGCCGCCUGAGAAGCAGAAAGCCAAGAGUUUCGUUUUGCUGCAGUCUGCCGCAGACCUUCUUAAAGCAGCAGCAGCAGCAGCAGUGUACGUACACCCCACACCCCACACCCUGCUGCAGCAGCAGCUGCUGCUGCUGCGGCUCGAAGCCCCCGGCUCGCCGCUGCUGCCCCCACCAAACCGUGCUGCAGCAGCAGCGGCAGCAACAGCAGCAGCAGGAACACGAGAACCACCAGCAGCAGCAAUAACAGCAGCAACAGCAGCAACGGGCGCAGCAGCAGCAGGACACAAGAGCCAACAACAGCAGCAGCAGCAGCAACAGCAGCAACAACAACAGCAACAGCAGAACCAGCAACAAGAGAACCACCACCACCACAACCACCACCACAACCACAACCACCAACAGCAGCAACAGCAGCAGCAGCAGCAGCAGCAGCAGCACCACCACCACCACCACCACCACCACCAUCAGCAGCAGCAGCAGCAGCACCACCACCACCACCACCAUCAGCAGCAGCAGCAGCACCACCACCACCACCAUCAGCAGCAGCAGCACCACCACCACAACCACAUCAGCAGCAGCAGCAGCAGCAGCAGCAGCAGCAGCAGCAGCAGCAGCAGGACCUGGUUCUGCGCUGCAGUGUGGGGGUUGUGCUGCGCGAGGCGCUGGUAA